UCGCAGCCCACAUACAAUCGUAGUGUAUUGCCGCUGAAGCCAUACAGAGGCUGUGACGCAGAAUGUCGAGGCAGUACGAUCCCGUGAAACACCUCCCGAAAAAGGCAUCGAGUACACGUAGAUACACUCUAGGACGGGCAAUCCAUCAGAGAGGAUACGGAAAUUGCGACGUUAUCCUCGGUCGACCUAGCCACCAUACUAAGAUCAAAGCGAUGGCGUAUCAUUUUGCAUAUAGCGCUCCAGACGAACCGUGAGGGCAAGAACAAACCAAGUCCACAAGGGCUAGUAGAGGAGCGGACGUACAUCUACGCCGAAGUACGCUUUAGCCUUUAGCAGAGAGCAGUUUCGAUGCUGAGACGAGAGUGAUGACUGGGCCGUGGCCCGACUCCAUGGAGAGGCGGAUCUUGGAUCACGGUUACAUGACGUGGCGCUCCGAGAUUUCAAUUCACGGGCUAUGCCACACUUGUGGAAUGAUCGCAGCGCAGAGCGAGCCGUCGUUGUGACUCGCGAAGGACUACAUACCGUCCGCAACACAGACCAUACGAGCACGAGCCUGAAGCUAGGAACCAUGCGGAUCCACUGAGGGGCACAUAUCCCACAAGGCUCAGUACACGUCAAUAGAUGUUAUCUGCAGCCUGAAAAACGGGAGGUUCUGUGAGCUUCAGAUCGGCUACUUUGCAGGUCGCAAACUUCAAUUUUCAAGUAAUAUUUCGCUUCCAACCCUCGGUAAGUGCCAGACGCAGGCCAAAGG
This is a messenger RNA of Stereum hirsutum FP-91666 SS1, 751 nucleotides long. RefSeq lists its product as uncharacterized. The transcript has a single exon. Bases 63 to 254 code for a protein of 63 amino acids. NCBI's taxonomy places the organism in Eukaryota, Fungi, Basidiomycota, Agaricomycetes, Russulales, Stereaceae. The record is from RefSeq and is a predicted model, not a curated record.